Physcomitrium patens is the source of this 1729-nucleotide messenger RNA. RefSeq names its product mitochondrial uncoupling protein 4. NCBI's taxonomy places the organism in Eukaryota, Viridiplantae, Streptophyta, Bryopsida, Funariales, Funariaceae. The record is from RefSeq and is a predicted model, not a curated record. Gene Ontology annotation, biological process: transmembrane transport.
UAAUCAUAAUACCCUACACUCAUGGACGUUGCUUCUUCGCCCACGAUUCGCCCUUCUCAUGGGGUCCAUCUCUCGGCGGAAGGUGAUGGGCAGCAGCCAGCCUUGGAGGUCUUAUAUAAUGCUUCCUUCGUUCCGUAUCUUUCAUCGUUCACUCGGUUAUCCUUGACCUCACCGCGCCGCUCGCAGUGAAGUCCGGGUUUGGGUGCUUCUUUACUUUUCUUCUCUUUUGGAGUUGGGAAGAUUUUUUUUUGCGGAGGAUGUUUUGGGAGGGUUGGGGUUGAAGUUGUCUUGGUGAUUGAGGCUGUGGCGGAGGAGUAUUGAUCGAAGUUUGGUGUUCAAGGAGGUGUUGCCUUUCAUGGUCAGAAACGAUCUUCGUCGCCGCUCUGCGUGCAGUCUUGCAGCAGUUGCUGGUUUUCACGAUCGGGAGGUUCGUGUGGAGCGCGGGGUGGACUUGCUGCUCGUUUCUGGUGUGCGUUUGCUGCACGACUGUUGUUCCCUUUCCUGGGAAUUCAACAUUGAUUGAUUGACGAGCGACUUCGCGAUCGGCAUUGGUAUUUGCCGCGUCGUGAGCUUUGCGACGUUUUCAGAUAUGGAGUGGAAGGGGUUUGCUGAGGGUGGUUUGGCGUCGAUGAUCGCCGGGUUCGCUACGCACCCUCUGGACCUUAUCAAGGUCCGCAUGCAGUUACAAGGGGAGGUUGCUACGUCGGGUUUCGCCCUCGCGCUCGAAGGUAGUCAUGUUGCUCCUGCUGUACUCGGUGUCCCGAAACCGGGUCCCUUGGGAGUCGGUUUGAAUGUGGCUCGUGCAGAAGGAGUGUAUGCCCUCUACUCCGGUGUCUCCGCCACUUUGUUAAGACAAGCCAUGUAUUCGUCUACACGGAUGGGUCUUUACGAGUUCUUGAAGCAUCAGUGGAGAGACGAGAAACAAGAAGGCUCUGGGCUUCCUCUGUACAAAAAAGUGACCGCUGCAUUGAUUGCCGGGGCUUCCGGCGCCGUUGUUGGAAACCCUGCAGACUUGGCCAUGGUCAGGAUGCAAGCCGACGGUAGGCUGCCUAUGCAUGAGAGGAGGAACUACACCGGGGUCGGCAAUGCUCUGUUACGGAUGGUGAAACAAGACGGCGUGAUGUCAUUGUGGACGGGAUCGGCUCCGACUGUGACUCGAGCCAUGCUGGUGACCGCCGCUCAGUUGGCCACCUACGACCAGAUCAAGGACUCCAUUGCUGAGACCCACAUGGUGCCGGAAGGGCUGGCCACGCAGGUGGUGGCAAGCUGCGGAGCGGGGGUGCUGGCAUCCGUCGCUUCAAACCCCAUCGACGUCGUGAAGACGAGAGUGAUGAACAUGAAAGUGACGCCUGGAGAAGGAGCUCCUUAUCGAGGUGCUUUGGAUUGUGCUGUGAAGACGGUGCGAGCGGAAGGUCCCAUGGCUCUGUACAAGGGAUUUGUCCCGACGGUGACUCGUCAAGGCCCCUUCGCCAUAGUUCUGUUCCUGUCAUUGGAGCAGAUCAAGAAGCUGAUCGAGGGCUGAAUCAGAUAAUGACGAAAGAUGUGUAGUUAAGCAAUAGUUGAAGUGGAUAUAAUAAGGUCCAUAUCUGAAGAGGUUGUCUCGGAGAAUUGGGCUAUGAGUCUCGGAACUAAAUAUACAUAAGGGUUUGUAUUCGUCUAAGCUUACGAUGUGAAAAAUGUUCAAGAACGUAUUCCUUUCGGCACAGUAGCAUAUCGGUUUUUUACUGCC